UGAACUCAAGCGCCGCUGCCAUGUUUCCAGCAUGAAAAACCUUUGAUUUGCGCAACGCCGGGUCGGUACGGAGGCCCCCUAGCUCAGCCUCCCAGCUCAGGCGCGUAAGGUUCCCAUCGGGCACAUUGCAAAUUGUACACAAUCAUUAUGGCGGAUCAGGAUGGGCGAGGAGUAGAAAUGGAGAGUGAGGACCCGGUGCUGUCUGAGACUUUAAGCGAAGGGGAUGCCGCGUCCUGCGAUCAAGCCUCCAAGACAGACGGUGAAAACUCCGCAUCUCAGGACACCGCUGUCAGUAACGGGGGCGACGGCGACGGCGCCGAUGACGAAGGGAAAGAGAUGGUGGACUUGAAAGUUAUUUGGAACAAGAACAAGUACGAUCUAAAAUUUCCUUUGGAUGGAACGGGAGCCAAACUGAAGGAAAGAAUUCAUUCACUCACAGGUCUUCCGCCUGCUAUGCAAAAAGUCAUGUACAAAGGACUGCUUCCCGAGGACAAGACUCUGCGGGAAAUUAAAGUAACAAACGGUGCAAAAAUAAUGGUAGUGGGUUCUACAAUUAAUGAUGUCCUAGCAGUAAACACACCUAAAGAAGUUAUUCAGCAAGAAGUAAAGGCAGAGGAAAAUAAAAAGGAGCCUUUAUGUCGACAAAAGCAACACAGAAAAGUACUGGAUAAAGGAAAACCUGAAGAUGUAAUGCCAUCAAUAAAAGGAGCAAAGGAGCGCUUACCAACAGUGCCUUUAUCAGGAAUGUACAACAAAUCGGGCGGGAAGGUGAGACUCACAUUCAAACUGGAGCAAGACCAGCUGUGGAUCGGAACCAAGGAGAGAACGGAGAAGAUUCCCAUGGGCUCCAUUAAGAAUGUGGUCACUGAACCAAUAGAAGGUCACGAGGACUAUCACAUGAUGGCGUUUCAGCUGGGUCCAACGGAAGCGUCUCAAUACUGGGUCUACUGGGUGCCUGCGCAGUUUGUCGACGCAAUCAAAGACACAGUCCUUGGAAAGUGGCAGUAUUUUUAAAACGUGCCUCCCCCCCUCCUCCUGAUACAGAACAAAUCCAGGAAAGAAACAUGAGAGAAAUGAAGUCGUCAAAAGUGACGGUGAGCAGCCCCCCCCCUCCCCCCCCAAGGAACUUUUCACUAUGAAACUGAAAUGAGAGGAAAAGAACGGAGAGAGCAGGACUACUGCGGAACGCACUGCAUUCUGGGAGCGGGUGGUGGCAGUGUCCUUUUCUUGGCUGAUGUCAUCACUUCUUUUCUUUUUCUUUUUUUAUUUUGUUUUAAAGCAAACCUGGCAAGGAAACUAAAAGUAUAUAUAGGGUGUGGAUUCCCUCCCAGGUAUUGACAAAUAAAGCUUAUUUAAGAAAAAAAACUGAAACUAAAAAGAGCUCUAGGACAUUACCAUGGGGUAUAUUUAUUUCUGUAUCACUACCCAAGCAAGCUUGCCAAAGUGUAUUAAAGAUUGGCCUGUAUUAGAUUAAUCUUUGCUCAUCAGCCAAACAAAGACUGGGUGUGACUUGGCAUUUAAAUCGGCUGCCACAGUACAGGAUGUCUGCAUUUUAAGCCGUAAUAUUCAGUAAGCUGACAGUCAACUAUGGGAACUGUGCGUCACAGGGACACACAGAUUAGUCUGUCUGUAUAGUUCGCAAUGCUGUCAUUUAUGUGGGAAAACUGGUUAUUGCUUUUAUAGGAAAGCAAAACUAAAUAGCGCAUUUUACUGCAAGAUAACUUGACCUCGUCUUGCCACUUGAGUUUCGAAACCAUUAAUCGCCCUUCGGGAUUAGCUUAGGGAGGUAACCUUUCUAAAAAUCGUUUUGUUACAGUUUUGUAUUUUCAAGCAUAGUCGCGAGGAACGUCCGCCAUGUAGCGAAGCUGGUUUGUGCUGUUGACUGAUGAAGGGAGUGACUUCUCGUAAGUGGGCCGUCCUUAUUAUUUGUAAAUCUAAUGCAUGUCAUAAGACCUCAGAUGACUGACCUUUCGACGGAGUUCACCUUCUUAACGCCAAACUAAAAAAGGGCGCAGGAGGUCAGUUUCUUUGACGCGCAUCACACGUUUUGCGCUCGCCCCAAAUCGGCAAAAAAAUAUGUUGUGAAAUUUAGUACUCUCGAAUCCGUGAAAUUUAGUACUCUCGGGAAUGAAGAACAAAGCACCAUGGCAGUUGGAUAACUGCCCGACGGUCCUGUUUGCCAGGAUGCUUAAUCUAAAAUGGAGGCGGCAAUGCAGUUGUGAGUCCGUGCGGUUUCAUGAACUCCGUAAUGGAGGGAGCGGCAGGCAGCUGUCCAUCACUGACUUGCCUGAUGUAGUCCCAUCCAUAGUAAAAUUGCAAAGUCCCGCUCUCCGACCAGGGUCGGAAAAGGUGCAGUUAGGCUUGCAUUUCGCACAUUCCUCUGGCUUGAUAAACCCAGGUGCAGUGUUAAUUAACGCCGUUUUGGAUCAAAAAGCAGUCAGCUGACCAGGCGGUUCUAGGAUGUUUUAAUGGACAUUUAGUUCAUUUCAAGCUACUGUCUGCUAAUGGCUGCCGCUGUCUCUGUGAUUCGACACUUUUGCAUCCUGAGUUCGACCUGACCGAUCUGCUGCACCGACUCGUAACUCUUUGUAAUGGAAAGAGUCGCUUAAUUUGCUAAGCGUGGCUUUGAUUUGGACUACGCAGUCUUCGCUCGGUAAUGUGGUGAAGUUUUAGUUUUGAGAACCUGCCGACGUUUCCUCGUCUGAUUUCGGGGUUUCGAGCUGCAGUGGGUUUCAGUGGAUGCGGAAGGGUUGGUCACUUUUUUAAAAAGCUUGAAUUUCAAAUUCUGAAUCCAGCCACUAUAAACGAUCUUUUUUUUAUUUGAAAUACUCUGAUUUUAGGAGUACCUUUGAGAGAUGGCCAGGUUUAUGCAGAAGAUCUCUGUUCAGUUUAUUUAUGAAGGGUGUACGCCAAUGUGUUUCAUGCAAACCUUUCAUGUGAUCUAUGUAAGAGGUGGGCAUGUAGCAUUAAUACCCGUCCUAUAUAAUGGUAUGUUAAACCUCUCGUUAUUAUAAUGAUGUACUAAGAUUCCAGGCCUUUCACAGUCAGUUCCUUGGACAUUUUCUAAUUAAUAUAUAGGAAGAAUAUUCAAAUUUAUGAUUAUAUUUCCAGAGAUUAUAAUAUAUGUUAGCACCAUUUCAAAAGUCAAAGUUAAAGACUUCUUAAAUAAUCCAGCUGUGAUGCUCUAAGCACACAGGCCUCAUUUCCCGCCCUUAUAUUUAUGAAUAGGCCUCCGUUUACCUCUCACAGUGUAGUUUGUCCCUCGGUUUGAAUAACAUUUUACUUUGUUACUGAAAGGAUCUCUCCUGAGUUCAGCGGUUGCUCAGUUGUUUUGAAAAUGUGCACAGUGAUAAAGUUUGGCACUUAAAUGAGUUUUUGAGUGUAAGAGCAAAUCAUUUUCAGUUUAGUUUGAAUCCUCCUCCCCCCCCCCCCCCCACAUUGGUUUGAACAAAAUUAGAACAACGAGGACAUUACACCCUCUUAUUCACAUUUGGUAACAAACCAGGUUGAAUAGGUGUACUUUUAUUUUGAAAUGAUCCCUCUUUGCAUUCCCGUAGAAAUCCAACAGCAUUUUCCCAUAAUGACAGCUGUAUCAUAACAAGUGCACAAUGACGGCUAAAUUAUAACAGGUGCACAAUGACAGCUAUAUAUAAUGUGCACAAUGAUGACUACAUCACAAGAAGCGCACAACAACGACUACAUUAUACCAAGUGCACUCUGAGGGUUGUGAAUAUCAUCGGAUCUUGUUUCUCUAUGACAUAAGCUAGCCUUGCUAAAGGAAUCCAGAGUUCAGGCUUAACAUCUGGCUGUUGCUGUCUGUUAGCACAGGACUCAAAACUGAUGUUUAGUCAAGUAUUAAAAUUCAACAGCCAUUAAUCACUGAUAUUAAAUUGUUCUGUGGUAUGAAAAAAAUAAAAACUAUUUAUUUGUAUGAACAGCUUUAAUACUAUUUAUUAGUGAUAGCUUGGUCUUUAAGAACACUGUUAAAUGGAUCGAUUCCUUCCUUCCUGACGGGCUCCUGCUGAAUGCACACCCAGUAUUGUACGGCCCAUCCGGUGUGUCUCUUAGGUACAGUAAACAUGUAGCAGCGGGCCGAGGUGUUUUUACAGAAGUGUCCCGGUAGCCACACCUCCUGCUCACUUCUCAUUGGCCAAAGAACAGCGUCAGCUCUGCUCCGUCUUACUAACGGACGAAGUCGCCGUCAGCGAGCAGCACCUCGCGUGGGUCAUCUCUCACGCUCAUAGCUACGUUUCGUCGAGUAAUAUGAUUUUUAUUAUUUUUUCAGAGCCAAUUCACUUGCACAUGGAUGUUUACCAUCAGAAACCUUAUAUUGUUAUUUUGAAUUAAAUUUUUAUUUUUUUUAAUUCAAAAUAACAUAAAUUUUUUUUAUUUUUUUUUGCAUUCUGCUCAUAUAAACAUUGCAUACAGAGUAGCCAACUGGCAGUUAUGAAAUAUUAUUUGUUCAUCAUCCUUUUCCUGGCUCUACUAACUAUGGGCUGACUGAGUGCCAUUACCUAGGGGAGGUGAUAUAAAAAGAAGGCAUCUUUUGUAGUUUACAUUCACGUGUGCAUUCGGAGCAGUAAAAUGGCUGUAAAAUGGGAUUGUUCGAACAGCUCAGUUGAUGUGCACUGCUGGACAUAACAGAAUAAACUACUUUUGUUUUA
This is a messenger RNA of Anguilla rostrata (American eel), 4664 nucleotides long. RefSeq names its product ubiquitin domain-containing protein UBFD1-like. Lineage: Eukaryota; Metazoa; Chordata; Actinopteri; Anguilliformes; Anguillidae. The record is from RefSeq and is a predicted model, not a curated record. Gene Ontology annotation, molecular function: RNA binding; cadherin binding. The transcript has 7 exons. Bases 148 to 1014 code for a protein of 288 amino acids.